UCUUUGCGGCGGGGUUACACGCCGUCUCCGCGCUGCUGCAGCACUAACUCCACUCAGUCCGGGCCUCCAAGACUGAGAAGUGCUGCGUAAUCCUGACCUCAACAAACAACUCCCCAGUUCUGUGGUUGAACAUCGGCCCAGCAGGAAGGAGGAGGAAUAGGAGAAGAAGAGGAUGAUAAUGCAGCGCGUCCUAAGUCCUGGGACGCUGCGGUGGACGGCAGCGGCGCGCUCUCUGGCGGCAGACGCCGCCGUCCCUGCGUAUCCAGCGGCGCUCAGCUGCUGCAGACUCCGCCUGCCGCCGCCCAGGCCCGCGGGUCAGCGGUGGCUCCUGACAUCGGCCUCCAGCAGAGCAGCACAUCAGCCCAAGCACCAGCCGCCGCAGGAGGAUCCCCAGCCCACCCCCCCACCUGCAGAUGUCAAGAAAGAGGAGGCUGAGCCCGUAGAGCUGGACCCUCUGCAGGACAAGUCCAUCAGCCUGAUCCAGAGGUUCAAGAGGACUUUCAAACAGUACGGGAAGGUGAUGAUCCCGGUGCACCUCCUCACGUCGUCGGUGUGGUUUGGAACCUUCUAUUACGCUGCUAUGAAAGGAGUAAAUGUAGUGCCAUUCUUGGACAUGAUUGGUCUGCCAGAUUCACUCGUUGGCCUUUUGAGAGACUCAACAAGUGCCUACGCACUGACUGCAUACGCCAUGUUCAAGAUUGCAACCCCUGCUAGAUACGCACUGACCCUGGGGGGCACGUCCCUGUCCGUCCAGUACCUCCGCAAACACGGCUACAUGUCCACGCCGCCGCCGGUGAAGGAAUACCUGCAGGAUAAGAUGGAGGAGACGAAGGAGAAACUGUCGGAAAAGAUGGAGGUGACCAAGGAGAUGUUUUCCGAGAAAAUGGAGGAAACGAAAGAGCGCUUCUCAGAGAAAAUGGAAGAGACUAAGGACAAGCUCUCAGAGAAAAUCCAGGAAACCAAAGACAGAGUCUCUGAGGGAAAGACAUUUUUUCGGAAGAAAGGCGAUUAGCAAACGGCAACGGGCGGGUAGCGUUUAUCAAUGAUCCUGUUUUACAUCAUAGUCCUCGAAUAGGGAGAGCGAGUAACACUUAAUUUCUGCGAUUGUUUGGAAAAGAGGAGUGAGAAUAAAUUGCACUAUCCCUGUCCUGACAGACGUCAGUUAUCGCCUGGUAUCUUUAUUUAAGUGUCAAAUUGAGUCCCUAAUUGUCCGAACCUCGCCACAAUGCACUGCAAACGUAGACUAGGCAGCCGCUGAGCAGAGUGCUGCUAACCUCCGACCUCAGACGGGGUUUACACAGGAUCACGCUCUUUGGACUGCAGAUCUUUGGACUGCAACUGUGUUGACUGGAAGUAACUGUUGGAGAGGAGCAGAGACGCCGGUGAGAGCUCUAGGCUUCAGAAGCAAACAACCUGUACACAACUGUACUGGAGGCAGCGCAGUAACUAAUCCUUCUGGGUGAACGGAAAAAAUAAAACUUGAAGCUCAUUACUGUCCGUGUCGUAGUCUAUCGGAGCCUUUCUGAAGGCUGCAAGUGUCACAUGGUGUCUUUUAUAAUGUAACUAGAAAGAAAUUGCAAUUUUCUAAUGUGUUUUUCCUGAUAGCCAAAGCUAAUAGUACAUUAUUGGUGGUGUCUGCACUACUUGAUGUAUUGACUGAAAAAUUGUGUGUGAAAUGAUUAAAACAGAUCAUUUGAAAGCAGAAAUGGUCACAGUGCAUGUGUGUUUCCAUGCGGGCUAGAGAUCACAGAUACACAGCUCAGAAUCUUACAUGACACGGAUGUUAACAGUGAAAUGAAUACUGUUAUGAUACGGUUCUGACAUGACACUUCUAAUUAACAACAAAUGUUAGACAUUUCUGAUUGAAACAGCAAAUUAAACCUUCUAUGGAAUAGACCUGUGUUGAAAAAAAUAGAUUUUUCCAAUUCUAAAUCGAUUCCCAUAUUAAUUCCUAAAAAUCGAUUUGUAUGUCUAAAGAUCAAUUUUUUUUCAUCAUUACAACUUCUAUUGUUUUGUUUAUGCCCAAAAAAGGAAUUUUUUGUUGGACACGAGAAUAACUUGUGCCAUGGUUUUGCCAUUAAAUAUGUUUAAAGGUAUGAAAACAUUUUCAGUUAUAAUUGCAUUGUUUAUAUUUCAUUACUUUAUAUACUGUCUUGGGGUUACAUUUGCAUAAAAUGCUAAAAACCAAAUUCUC
Molecule: messenger RNA, 2194 nt
Organism: Cololabis saira (Pacific saury)
Lineage: Eukaryota; Metazoa; Chordata; Actinopteri; Beloniformes; Belonidae
Gene: mims1b
Product: family with sequence similarity 210 member Ab
Exons: 4
Coding region: 173-1012 (279 amino acids)
Cellular component (GO): mitochondrion
Source: RefSeq, a predicted model, not a curated record